UACAGCGCUGUCAACGACUGUGGGUCUAUCUGCUCCAAACAUUUUUGUUUUUCUUCAGAUAAAGGAUAAAAGGAGAAAAAGAAUGGAGGUGGUGGAAACAACUGAAGGUCCUUAUGAGUAUUACGACUAUGAGGAGACGGAGAACUCCACCAUGUGCGACUAUUCAGAGUGGAUGCCAUCAUACUCUGUCAUCCCUGUACUUUACAUGCUCAUUUUCAUCCUGGGCCUGUCUGGAAAUGGUGUGGUCAUCUUUACCGUGUGGAGAGCCCAAGGCAAGCGACGGGCUGCUGACGUCUACAUCGGCAAUCUGGCCCUCGCUGACCUCACCUUUGUGGUCACUCUGCCUCUGUGGGCUGUUUAUACAGCUCUGCGCUACCACUGGCCCUUUGGAGUGGCCCUGUGUAAGAUCAGCAGCUACAUUGUUCUUCUCAACAUGUAUGCCAGCGUCUUCUGCCUCACCUGCAUGAGCUUUGACCGGUACCUUGCCAUCGUCCACUCCUUGUCCAGCAGCCAACUGCGCACCCAAAGUCACAUACGAGGCUCCCUAACAGCCAUCUGGCUGCUCUCAGGUCUGCUGGCUGCUCCAACUCUUGUCUUUCGCUCCACAAGAUUUGAUUUGGAAACCAACCGCACAACUUGUGGCAUGGACUUCAGCUUGGUGGUGACGAAUAAGGAACAGGAAAGCCUGUGGAUUGCCGGUCUCAGCAUCUCCUCCUCAGCUCUUGGCUUUCUUCUUCCAUUCUUAGCAAUGAUGGUGUGCUACUGUUUCAUCGGCUGCACAGUCACUCGCCACUUCAACACUCUCCGCAAAGAGGACCAGCGCAAGAAGAGACUGCUGAAGAUCAUCACCACACUAGUGGUGGUGUUUGCUGCCUGCUGGAUGCCCUUCCACAUUGUGAAGAGUGCUGAUGCGCUCUCUUACCUGGACUUGUUCCCUACCACCUGUGACUUCCUGCGCUUCCUGCUGCUUGCUCACCCUUACGCCACCUGCCUGGCCUAUGUCAACAGCUGUCUCAACCCCUUCCUCUAUGCCUUCUUUGACCUGCGCUUCAGAUCCCAGUGUCUGCGUCUGCUCAACCUGAAGAAGUUCUUGCAUGCCAGUCCACCCAGUUCCCUGUCCUCUCAGAAGACAGAGGCUCAGUCUCUUGCUACAAAGGUGUGACAGCAGCUGGGGGGUUCAAAGAGAUGAACAAUGCAGAACAGUGCAGGUAAAUCAAAACUUUCCAGCACUGGAUGGUUGCUUACAGGUCCUCUGUAAGCAAUUUCAGGGUGUUGCCUUUACCACCCACUAGUGAACUGAAGAGGACAGAUGGUUUUGGAUGUUUCAUCACAACAAAACUCCGUGCCUCAUUUUAAAUGGCAGGGAGUUUUGGAUGUUUCAUCACAACAAAACCCCCUGCCUCACUUUAAAAAGCAGGGAAAUGAAUCUGAACAAAGAGGGAACAAGCAUAAACUUUUUUUGGGAAAAAGUGGACUACAUGCCUCUGAAUUUCUCUCAGUUCUACUGUGGACUUUUAGCAAUGUUCUGAGCUCUGUUCUCAAGUCAACACGCUGAUGUGUAUUACCUGUGCAUUUGCUGCUGCAGUUUUUGUUUUCACAUGUACGCACUUGAGGUGUCUUAACUACCAGAUUACCUGACAGAUAAGUCCUAUGGUAUCUACACCACAGCUGGCAGUGUUACGUAUAUGUGUGUGUACAUAGAAUGGGUGUGCUUAUCAGCAAGCGGUGUUGGAGUAAGAUAAGAAUGUUGUAAACUGUAAGUGUGUGUGUGUGUGUGUGUGUAAGAGAGGGGGUGGGUUUGUGGGGGUUGGCAGACAGACCAGACAGACAGACAGAUGGCAGCUGACAAAUGUUUUCAGGUUGAUGAAAGGUCCAAUUAAAAGGUGACUGUUUUAACAGUCUGACAGUGUGUCUGUUUGGAGGAAUGUGUGUGUGUGUGUGUGUGUGUGUGUGUGUGUGUGUGUGUGUGUGUGUGUGUGUGUGUGUGUGUGUGUGUGUGUGUGUGUGUGUGUAUGUGUGGGUGGGUGUGUUUGUGUGUGUGGUGUCAGAAUAUAAAUGAAUUUGUUCUUGACAAAAACAUGAAACAAUUUUGUGAAUAUACAUCUAUUUUGAAUUCAUGUCUAUGAUUUGUAAUAAAAAAAGGUGCUUUG
Messenger RNA from Melanotaenia boesemani (Boeseman's rainbowfish), 2150 nucleotides. It is a transcript of the gene aplnrb, whose product is annotated as apelin receptor b. Bases 83 to 1162 code for a protein of 359 amino acids. Gene Ontology annotation, cellular component: membrane. Gene Ontology annotation, molecular function: G protein-coupled receptor activity. The transcript has a single exon. The record is from RefSeq and is a predicted model, not a curated record. NCBI's taxonomy places the organism in Eukaryota, Metazoa, Chordata, Actinopteri, Atheriniformes, Melanotaeniidae. Gene Ontology annotation, biological process: immune response; G protein-coupled receptor signaling pathway.